CCCAAUCUCGCUGGCGGCGCACAAACGCUCCUCUUACAGGCGCUAGCGGAGCUGCAGCUGUCCCUCACGCCGCUUUAUGGGGAAAUACAGCAGAUCUCCCGAGCAUCACUGGGCACAGGACGGAGGGAGCCGGGCGCUCCAGCUUCCAGUCGGCGCGUCCCUCGCGGAGCUCGCUCCCAGGAGGGGAAGAGGCAGGCUCCACUCCGGUCUGAAGCUCCCCGAGGACGUGAGAGGCAGGGGCUGUGAACCGGGGGGUCGGGACCGUCCCGAAGGGUCAGGGGCAGCCGGAGGUGAAGAGCCCCGUCGGGAAUCAAGCCCUAAAUGAAUCGGAGGCAAGCUGAGGAGGAGGGACGAAGGAGCCGGUUUUAUUCCGAAUGUCAAAAUUUUGAAGAGCAGUGUGUGGUUGCACUGACAUCCAUUUACAGUGGCUGAGCAAUGUUUUCCGAGUUUUUGCCUAGAGUGAUUUUUCUCUCAAGGUUCAGGCAGAAUACAUCAGCAGAGCAGAGAGAAGAAUUUUGAGAGAAAGUGUGCCUACGUACCGCUUCUCAUUGGUCAACUUGGAGAGGACAGAGUGUGAGGAGACUGCAGGCUGUUCCUUUGGAGUCCCGCACCUUAAGUUGAUCUUUCAACUGAUCCGUUUACAGGGUGCCAGCUGCCGGCGAAUAGACGCUCUUUGAGAUCACUGUGCUGGACUUGAGGAAAGUAGGGGAACCUCUGAUGGAGCUCAGCUUGACUCCUGAAAUGUUCUUACCCUACCAGGGACAGCCGUACUGCGGUCAGCCUGCAGCCUCAUGCAGUGUCUCUAACGCACAGGCGCCCCCACCACCUCCUCUGCCUCUUCCAUCACUCCCACCCACCCCUGUCCCCGCCCCCGUCCCCACCCCUAUUCCCGCCCCCGCCCCACUCAAACCAGGACAGGGCGGCUUCCGGAAGGUUUGCCGCACCGAGGAGGCGGGGCCGUGCCCUUUCCCCGGGCUGGCGGCCGGGGUCCUGGAGAUGCGGGUGAAGGAGGGGAGCAAGAUCCGGAACCUGAUGGGCUUCGCCAUGACCCGCAUGCAGGGCGGGGCCGGGGGAGACGGGGGCGGGGCCGGCGGCGGGGGCGGGGGCGGGGGCGGACUCAGGCAGGUGGUCUUCGCCGGAUCGGGGCGCGCCGUCACCAAGACCAUCACCUGCGCCGAAAUCAUGAAGCGCAAGGUGGGCGGCCUGCACCAGCUGACCAAGCUGCGCUACAGGAGCGUGCGCGAGGUGUGGGAGAGCCGGGAGGGCGGGGCCUCCGAGAUGACCAUCCACAGGACCGUCCCGUCCAUCAGCAUCCUCCUGUCCAAGGACCCGCUGGACCCCGGGGAGCCCGGGUACCAGCCCCCGGAGGCCCUCGGCUCGCUCUGGGAGCCUCCGGCGCAGGAUGAGGGGGAGGGCGUGGGUGCCCCCCCGACAGCCGACAAGAGACCCCUCAGCCCCGCCCCCUACGGCAGCCAGCCCGGGUGCAAGAGACCCUGCCUGACCGACGGGAGUUUUUCUGCUCCCUUCCCAAAAUGACUGACUUUUUUUGGGAGGACAAAAUGACAAAGGCCAGUUGGUGGUGCUUACUCGAUCAUAUCAGUCAGACAUGGAGAGGCAUAAACAAAUUUUCUGCAUUCUGAAGUGUGUGCGUGUGUGUGUGUGUGUGUGUGCGUGCAUGCGUGUGUGCGUACACUUUUGCCUGAUUUCUCAUUUAUUUCUCAUCUGAAGCAAUGACAGAAUGACACUUUCUACCUAAGACUUGACACCUUAUUCUCUGGGUUGCAGAGUUUCUACAGUUUCAUAAGUGUAGCACUCAACUUUGUGGUGGCCUGACAACAUAUCCAUUUAUCCAUUAACUUUCUCCAUGGUCUGCUCCUCUUUUAUUAUUAUGCUGAGUUAUAUAAAAGCACAUUCUUCAAAGACAAAACGUAGGUUCUGAGUAGCUUAAAUAAAUGCAGCUGUAUGUGUAUAAAUCUAUUUAAUAUGACCAAGAGAUAAAUAUUUUUUGUUGUGGUCUUGAAUAUCCACCUGCCAUCCAUACAUUCAAAUAAAUUUCAAAUUUGCCGAUGAAUGCACAUAAAUUAUUUCUGUGGUAGUGCCUGUAAUAAUUCACCGGAGUGUGGAUAUAUUGACAUUUUCCCUUUGUCCUUUGAUACCACGGGCUCAGUACAGAUAGGUUUACUACACAGAAUCCCAGCUGACAAAGGAAACGUAACGCCCCGGUCUUUUGAUGCAAAUGUGAGCAAAGAGACGAAGGCGCCGGUAUCUGCUCGGAUAAGCUGGUGCAUCGGGAACUGGCUUACAGAAGUGCCAACAGCUGUUAUAAACAUAGAUUAUCAUUAAGAUUGUAACGGAACAAGAUGCUUCAGGAAUACAAAGAAGGCCCAGGACCGUUUUCCUUUAUCUUCUCGCCCGAAAGGAGCGCUGCAGACUCAGCUAACCUUUAAUCUCUGCAAAGUACCCAGUGUGGCGUGGAGCCACGCAGAAAAGGCCACAAUUCACGGGCCGCCUGACAGCGCUCUCGUUGUCAGUGAAAUGCACGCGCGGCUACCUUGCACACCUUCGCGAAAGCCCGUAGUUGCUGAUGCCGCGACUCAGAAACUAUAACUGUGCUCUGACCCAGGCUGGCCAGUUCUUCAGUCUGAAGCAAGCCUUUUCCGUAUGGCUGAGGAGACGCCAAGGGCGACACCGCAAUGCACUAUUGAUCAAGAUGAAGGUUAAAGUUAAUAUGGGUGGGUGCUUAAUGCACGACGCCCCCGGAAUACAUCUGGACCGUGGCGAUAAGCUGCACUGCGAAUGAACGUGUUCUGCAAAUGACCCGCAGUGUCUUGUGAUGUUUCAAGCUUAAUGAAAAACGCAUUUGUUACCGUUCUUGGCUUGAAUUGGUUUGAGUUCUCUGGUGAGUUAGGUCAUUGUCAUAUUUGUUUCAUGUGUAUUAAAGAUCUAUUCCAAUAA
Molecule: messenger RNA, 2955 nt
Organism: Anguilla rostrata (American eel)
Lineage: Eukaryota; Metazoa; Chordata; Actinopteri; Anguilliformes; Anguillidae
Gene: rpp25b
Product: ribonuclease P and MRP subunit p25, b
Exons: 2
Coding region: 718-1536 (272 amino acids)
Biological process (GO): tRNA 5'-leader removal
Cellular component (GO): ribonuclease MRP complex
Molecular function (GO): RNA binding
Source: RefSeq, a predicted model, not a curated record